Messenger RNA from Herpailurus yagouaroundi (jaguarundi), 1953 nucleotides. It is a transcript of the gene NRG4, whose product is annotated as neuregulin 4. The record is from RefSeq and is a predicted model, not a curated record. Bases 1441 to 1791 code for a protein of 116 amino acids. Gene Ontology annotation, biological process: positive regulation of cell population proliferation; positive regulation of mitotic nuclear division; epidermal growth factor receptor signaling pathway. NCBI's taxonomy places the organism in Eukaryota, Metazoa, Chordata, Mammalia, Carnivora, Felidae. Gene Ontology annotation, molecular function: epidermal growth factor receptor binding; growth factor activity. The transcript has 8 exons.
UUGUCUGAUAUUUCUAUACAACCUAGUUUCUGUUGUAUAUUCUCAUAAUUUUAAUCUUUGGUUUUGGGUGUUUUUCUCUGAAUAACAUAUAGUUGUCUCUUCAUAGUCUUAAGGGUUUUAUCUUUUAUGGUGGGUGAUUUACUAAUAAUGAAUAUAAAUAAAUUAAUGAUAUAUCUUUAUUUUCCUCCAGUCAUCUUAUUUUAUGUAUCAUUUUUGUUCUGCCUUGAUUCUUUAUAACAUUUACCAUAUGAUUUAUUUCUUUUAAUUCCACCAGUAUUGUAAAAUUAAAUAUUUGUGUUUAAUUCUAUUGGUUAUUUUUACCAGCAAGCUAGCCAACUUCUCUUUAAUCUGUAAUUCUUCUCUGUUUGUUAGAAUCAUGAGUUGAAUAGUGAGAACUGUUUUCUGGUUCAAGAUUGUGGAUUUAGCACAUGUGGACUCACAGUCUUGUUUCUUCUUAAAUCCCGUUAAAAUAGAUUAGGUAGAUAUGAAGAGGUGUCAACUUAAAACAGCAAGGAGAAAAGGAAAGGAAGAGUUAAGGGUUAUCAGUAGACAUGUGAUUUGGCCACUUUUCUGGAAGAUGGAAAAUGGAUGUUGGUGGAUUAAAACCAUAGCCCAGAGUGUGCUGUAAGUAGACUGCAGUGAACUGGGAGUGCUACCACCCUGCUCUCCCCUAAAACCGCAGAGGGACUUUCAGGAAUAGUCUUACCAGGCAGGACAGAGAACAAGAGUAAGAAAUAGGAUUGACUAAGGUAGGGAGGGUGGGAAAGACUUAACUGAAGAUAAGUAUAUAAAACACCUGUGAUAAUACCCUCCCCGCUUCCUGCAUGCAGAAUAGGCUGGAGAGAGUGUAGUCAGGUGUAUAUACCCCCAAGAAAAAAAGAAGUCUCUUCUAAAGAGAUUAAGUGAAAUCAGUGGGGAGCUAGGACUUGUAGUGUGGGUUGUUGGCUCUGGAAUAGGGGUCAGCAGACUUUAUGUAAAGUGUCAGAUGGUGGAUAUUUUAAGAUUUGCAGGCCACAUAAGGUUAUGAUUUCAGUGGAAUAUGCCUCUUGUAGUUUUUGUGUUUGUUUUCUAUAACACUUUAAAAAAUAAAAGUCAUUUUAUACUGAAACAGUCUGACCUGUGAUCUGUAAUUCACUUCCACCCUGUUUAGGAAGAAGAUCCUCCUCAAUCUCUCAUCUGAUGGCUGUGCAGUUGGAAAGCUAGCUCCUUACCAGCUCUUCCUGAAAAUAAACCUGCCUGUCGAGUUUCUCCCUAGGCUUUGGGAAGAAACCUUGAUAUUACACCUGUGUUAAUAGGAAGCUGUUGAUUGAGAUUUCUGUUACAAAGUCUUCCUGUCAGGAGUAAGUCACUUUAUAAAACGAAAUUGAGAGCUUGUAAUCAUAGAGUGCUGUUUUUCAAUCUUAAACUUUUGACCAAGAAUGAAACUAUUUAAAAAUUAAGAUGCCAACAGAUCACGAAGAGCCCUGUGGUCCCAGUCACAGGUCAUUUUGCCUGAAUGGAGGGAUGUGUUAUGUGAUACCCACUAUUCCCAGCCCAUUUUGUAGAUGCACUGAAAAUUAUACAGGAGCUCGUUGUGAAGAGGUUUUUCUCCCAAGCUCCAGCAUCCAAACUAAAAGUGACCUGUUUGCAGCUUUUGUGUCAUUGACUAUUCUUCUAGGAACUCUUAUCAUUGGAGCCCUCUACUUCCUUUUCAGGAAGGGCCACCUUCAGAGGGCCAGUUCAGUCCAGUAUGAUAUCAACCUGGUGGAGACAAGCAGUACCAGUGCCCACCACAGUCAUGGAGAACACUGAAGAAAUAUCACACUGAACACAAUCAUUCCUUGUUUGUCACAAAGGCAGAAAAUGAAACUCCAUAAGGCCUUAUAUGACCUAUUCUGUCUCCACCAAUAAUUGAUCGCCCCAGGUAUCUGAGUCUGUAGUCACCUUGCGGCUUUUACAAGUAAUGCCUGCCAC